CCUGCGUGAAACUUUUGCGUAGCCGACGCAUUUCGUUUGUGUUUUGUCAAAACAUUGUUCAUUGUCUCUUUUGCAUUGUUUUUUCUUUCUUUCUGACUUUUUGUGUCGUUUGACAUUUGUCAAAAAUCUGUGAAAACAAAAAAAAAUCCGCGAAUGGAUGUCGCUGAACAGAAGAACGUUAGCGAAACAUCAGAAGAUACGAAAUGUGAAGACUUGUCGCGGCGUGAACAAAAUGGAGAUCCCUCAACGAACAAAUGUACGACAAGUGAUGCUAUCGUGAAGGAUCUCCUCGAUGAAGUUCGUUCUUUAGAAAAGCCUUUUUCCGUCGAAGACCUAGCCGCACAAAAGAAGAGAGACAAGGAAAAGAAGAAAAAGGAACACAAGCAUAAGAAGUCAAAAAAGAAGAAGAAGAAGCAUCAUUCCAAGCGUGACCAUAGUGGAUCACGAAAACACUCGCGUUCAAGGUCACCUUCGAAGAAGAAGCAUAAGAAAAGAAAACAUCGAUCAAGGUCAAAGUCGAAAACUUCAUCAAAAGACAAAACCCCCUCUCGAACUCCAACACCGCUGAGAUCUGAUAAUGAAGAAGAGAAAAAGGCAGUAGUAAAACCAGAGCCGGAGCCAAUCAGUACUCCCGAAAAGAGUCCUCCUUUCCCUGAGAAGUCAUCAUUUCGUGCGAUCUCCGACGAUGAUGAUGAUCUUCCGGUUGGCGCUGAUUUCCGAACUGUCAUGAAAGAAGCCAAGAAAAAGAUUAAUAUCUCCAGUAAGAUUGGCUCCUCUCUAGAUUUGGCAUCUCUUCCAGUCGCUCCUCCGCUGGGCAAGCCUCGUUCAUCUCAAGCAUUUCCGUUGUCAAAAGAAAUCAAGAAAGAUUUGGAUGAUGAUGGACCUAUGGAGAAAAGAGAAUCAGACGUUCUGAACAAGGUGAUUGCUGAGAAAGGACGCGGAGAUUUUGUACCUCGCAACUUAAAGGUGAAAACCUCGGCUACGGAAAGUUCAUCGGUUCAGACUCACAUAAAAACUGAAGCAGAAAAUGGCAACGAGACUGAGAUGAAACCUUCUAUCAAAAUUGAGGAUGAAAGUUUGAUGGAUAUCUCGGCUGAUGAGGCUGAGAAAGAGGCAGAAUUCGGACCAGCAUCUCUUCCGCCCCCGGCUCCAACCGCCACCUCGUCGGGAGCCGUCAAUUCUGCACCGGUUCCUGAACCCAUAAGUGAUGGAGAGCUGGAGAAAGAGAUAUUCGAAGAAAUCAAUGCUGCUGCUCAGCCGAAGACAGCGCUAAAAUCUCGAUUAGCGAGGGUUGUCGAGAGUUCAUCCGCUGUGAUAUCGAAAGCUUCCAAAGAGCCGCACUCAAGGAAACGGCGCAGAUCCCCACGGAAACGAAGCUCCAGUCCAAACACUGAUGAGGAGAUAAGAAUUAAAGCAAGAACUGCACGUUCUAACAAGGCCAUGAGAAAGGUAUCACCAUAUCGUCCACGUGGACGUCGACGAGACGAUCGUGGUCGCUCAAGGUCGAGAUCUCGCCGACGUUACUCUAAAUCUGUUAGCAGAAGCCCAGUUCGGGACAAGCGCAGGCGGAGGUCAAGGUCCACGUCCAAAAGUCGCAGCAGAAGCAGAAGUCGUAGCAGUAGCCGAUAUAGAUCCCGUCGGUCACGAUCCAGGUCAUCAACGCGGAGCAGAAGUCGUAGCCGGAGUCGCAGCCGCACUCCUAGUCGUAGUAGAAGUAGAAGCAGAAGCAGAAGUAGAAGUCGCAGUAGAUCACCAAGGCGUCCAAUGGGAGGAGAGGGUCGAAGGCGAGGUGGUGGCCGUAGGAGAGGACGAAUUGAUAAAGCAAAGCUGUUGGCGAUUGCUAGGAAGAAGGCACAGAAAAUGCAGUUGCUUGGUAUCAGUCUUGGAAACUUGGAUCAGCUCCAAAAUCAGCCCAAAAGUGUGGACGAUUUUGUCUCUUACUGCCAGCAAAUACAACGCCGUCAGGAAAAAGAGACUAGAAGAGAGAAAGGCGAAGCCGUUUCCAGCGAUGAUGAUGAUGACUCUGACAAGGCCGGAUCUGGCGCUGCCAGUCCUACGUCUUUCAAGCACCCAUUCGGUGUUAAGACAGCAGGACCAGUUGAAGGCAUCAAAAUCAACAUAGUGAAUGCCACAAAUAUUCCAACGAAAACACCACAGGAACGCAUACUGGACAGUUCCCAGCUGCGAUUAGUUUACCCAGUCUCUUCAGGAGUCACUCACAAGGAGAGCACAGAGCGUGAGUGGACACCAGUAGUGAAAGAUGAGUUGAAGACAUGCUCAGCUGAACAAAAGAAGUACGUGGGAAUAACUAGUCUUGAGGCUCAGAAGUACCAUAGCGCGAGCACUUCCGCUGACCAUCUUCUACCACCACCGCCUGCUCCACCCGUACUGACAGGCCUCGGUGGACUGUUACCGCCACCUCCACCUCCUCCAAAACUUACUGCUUUUGAUACGUUGUUGCCUCCUCCACCGCCUUUGCCCGAAUUACUUGUUAUUCCACCAGAGGAGGAAUUGAUUAUACAUGAGCCGGAUAAAAUUGAAAUAGCUAAGAAGAGAGAUGUCGCCAAAGUUUUGGCUCAACGAGCUAGUGCGCAAUUGACUUUGGCAUCGAAUCCAAAUGAUUUUGAGGCCAUUCGAAUGCUCAAAGAAGCCGAUGACCAGAUGGCAGCUUGGGCAGCUGCUAAAAAUCUGCCGGGAAAGUUUACCGGCAGUACCGGUCUCAAUGUACUUUCGUCUGAUGAGUUACAACCCCAUGAUCCACGCUAUAAUGCGUGGGUAAGGAAGGAUGAGGAUGUUGAUGUGCAGGCUUAA
This is a messenger RNA of Cylicocyclus nassatus, 2811 nucleotides long. The record is from the annotation of a GenBank genome assembly. NCBI's taxonomy places the organism in Eukaryota, Metazoa, Nematoda, Chromadorea, Rhabditida, Strongylidae.